AUGGCGUUGAAGCGUCAGCCUUCCUUCCUGCUGGUGACCUUUGGUCUUUUCUUGGGGCUCUCCCUAGAUAUGGUGGAAUCUGCAUCUUGCCCUGCGGCUACGUUUAAUGCUUUAGCAGUUUGCGAAGGCGUAGAAUGGAAUAGCGUCAAAAAGUCUCCAAACCUCACCCAAGUAGUUUGUGACAACUUUGAAAAUUUAGCCCAGGUUAACAGGACUUUUAUCAUCCGAGCCUUGGAGUUUGGGAUGAGGAGGACAGGGGAAGUUCCACUAAAUAUUGUACAGGUUCUUAUCAACCAAGUGGAUGAAAAGGAGCUGGAGGCAGCGCUGGAGGAAUUUAAUCGCAAGAUUGUGAACUCCUCCCUGAUCUCACACCGGUGGAAGACCACCCUACUGCAAGCCUUGUGGGACGAGAAGCUGCGAAAUGAGGAUCGUUUCAAUGAGACGGCGUUUGUGACAUCCUGGUUCCAAGAGAGGCUUUGGCUUUUCAUCUCUGCAAUUUCCGGAGACAUGCUCCAGUGCCUUUCGAAUGAAACCAUGCAAUGCACUCAGUACCAGGCGAUAGUUAAAGGCCUCGAUGGGGAAUUCACGAACAUGAGCCCCCAAACCCAAGAAGACGUCUUCAGCUCUUUCCAGCUUCCUUACUUGAAGGGGUUGAAUUCCAAUGGGUCAGGGUGUACUGAGCACCUCAGUGAUGCCAUGUGGCUGACAGCCAAUUUUGGAAGGUUUAGCCGAUAUGCCAACUACGAAGACUUUGUUGCUCUGAAUUCCAGGUUUAAUGGGUUGGACGUCCUCAAGAACUUAACAGUGACCCAGCUUGCUCAGUUGUCUGCCACGGGGGGAGCCCUCGAGACACCUGGAGAUGUCCAGGCCCUGAUGGAGUUCAUAGAGACCUCUAUGUUGACUGAAUACAUAGACGAAUUCAAUAAGCAGGCCCAUGUGAACCUGCCAAAGGAGAUCCAAGCCAGCCUUCUGGAGCAUGUCCUUGUUGCAGCCCAGCCGAUAUUCCAGGAGGCAGGUGAUGCUGAAUUUAUUCUCUGGAUGGAGCGACGCCUCCCAGUCUUGAUAUCAGGAUUGAACAGCACACACGUUCCUCUCUUGUUUGACCAUCUGGAGCCCAGAAACUGCUCUGCCAUCAGCUCAGUGACAGAUCUGCUCAAUGGCUCCAUUGGUGAAUUCAACAAUGCUACGAGACGGGACAUUUUUGAAGCAAUACGCAGCACAAUCGCAAACUCAUCUCUCCAGUGCUAUGCCCCAAACUCCAGUUUUGCUGUGUUCUUGGAAGAGACAUUUCAGGGGUUUGCUUACCUUCUGACAUUAAGAGAUCUGGAGUCCCUCAUUCCCACAUCUGACCUCCAAGAGAUCGUGAACACAAUCCCCCCAGAUGAUCUUGCGGACUUGCUGUCCAGGGAGGGAUUCCUCAAUGCAGAUUCUUUCUUGACUGCUGUGCUGCAAAACUAUACGAGGAAUGGGGCAUUUAUUGACCGAUUUAAUGAGAAAGGCAUUACCGACCUCCUUUCCAAUGAUACUAAGACUGCUCUCUUGGCCGGCGUGUGGCUCACUGUGGUUACCAGCAGCAGCAACACAGAGGUGGACUUGUGGCUUCAGGAUCGCUUGACUCACUAUUUUAUGUUCCUCGAUGGCAACAUGAUGAAUGCCAGUGAGACCCUGAAUGCCAGCUGUGCGAUGUUCCAUAAAAUCAUUAGCAAGCUGAGCACUGACGUUGAGGUGUUCGGAAGGAGGGAGGAAGAACUGUACUAUUCUAUCAAAGGCUACCUGAUGGCAACGGAAGCUAGGCCUCGUUGUUAUAAUGCCAGCGACCCAGAGACUUCGGAUUGGCUUGUCACGUACCUCGGAGAUUUUAUCAGCUACAGCAGUGCUAGGGAUAUGCGCUUGUUCACAAACUACAGUGCGGCCACAUUCCAGGAUCUUGCUCUCAACCCAGACAACCUGGAGUUUAUCUCCAGAACCAAGAUGCGGAAGGAUUUGGCAGAGAUGUAUGCCGCUGCCCUCUUUGCCAGGGAUCCAGAGUUCAGUCUCGAUAACCUUCCGGACCAGCUCAUCUGCUUCGCUAGACAUUCGGCCCAGAUUUCCAGCCUCAGCCCUGCAGAUGCCUUGUGCAUCGGCUCUCGCAUCAAUCGCUUCUGCAGUGCUCCUCAGCCGUCUGCAUCCGGCCGUCAGCUUGCCAUGAUGCUUGUGGCACAAAUCAAGACCUUUGAUGGGCAGACUCUGGUGGCCUUGGGGCAGCAGGCCGUGGGGCUGACCACUGCUCAGAUUUCAAAUAUCACAGCACAAGAUCUCGUGGACCCCAGGGUCUUGGAAUCACUUGGACAGGUCAAUGGCUGGAACAGGGGGCAAUCCCAGGCGCUGGUGAACAAGAUCCUCCACAGGAAUUUCAGGCUGGAUACUGCUGAGGCGUUUGAGAGACUCGGCACCCUGGUGCAAGCUUUGCCAAGCAAUGGCUUCGACAGCAUCUCGGCGGAUUUGGCAAUUGAGCUGGGGAAGACCGCUAGCUUCCUGGAUGCGCUCAGAGCUGCGCCAGAGUCUGUCAAGAAAGCAUUCGUUGACAAGAUCCUCUCCAACUCCUCCUCCCCCAGUGACAUCCUGAACAACGUCCCGGAAGAUUUGGUGGACCAGGUUCCAAACUCGCUCUUGAGAUUUCAGGGCAACAUUACGGAUCUUCGCAAAAUCAAUGAGAAACGCUGGUCACCACAGCAGGUGGCUGUCUUUUUUGGAGAGGUCUUGGCCAGUACUGACAACUACACAGAGCUUUCGCCGUUCGUCCUACAAGGUCUCCAGUGCAAUGCAGCCAGCAAGCUGACCCCUAGACAGCUGUCCUCCCUCACCCGAGAAGUGAAGGUUAAGAAUGCCAACCUGAGUGCUGACCAGGUGAGAGGUCUCCUUGGGCCUAGGCCAAGCUGA
Messenger RNA from Hemicordylus capensis (graceful crag lizard), 2919 nucleotides. RefSeq lists its product as uncharacterized. NCBI's taxonomy places the organism in Eukaryota, Metazoa, Chordata, Lepidosauria, Squamata, Cordylidae. Gene Ontology annotation, cellular component: cell surface. The transcript is spliced from 24 exons. The record is from RefSeq and is a predicted model, not a curated record. The coding region runs from base 1 to 2919 and encodes 972 amino acids. Gene Ontology annotation, biological process: cell-matrix adhesion.